Messenger RNA from Apaloderma vittatum (bar-tailed trogon), 984 nucleotides. RefSeq names its product mas-related G-protein coupled receptor member B4-like. Gene Ontology annotation, molecular function: G protein-coupled receptor activity. Gene Ontology annotation, cellular component: membrane. Lineage: Eukaryota; Metazoa; Chordata; Aves; Trogoniformes; Trogonidae. The record is from RefSeq and is a predicted model, not a curated record. Gene Ontology annotation, biological process: G protein-coupled receptor signaling pathway. The transcript has a single exon.
AUGAUGAUCCCGUCGUUCCCUGCCACGGAAAGUGCCAGCCCUGCUUUCUGGAGCUGGCCCGAGGGGUCGGUGUAUAACAGGAGCUGGCAUCCAAAGCUGGUGAAGCACGAGGACAAUCUCUACGACUGGAACGACUGCGAAGGUGGUUGCUGGAGGCAAGUCCCCAUCACGCUGCUCAUCUGCCUCUGCGGGCUGGUGGGGAACGGGGCCGUCCUCUGGCUCCUCAACGCCCGUGCCCACAGGAACCCCAUCACCAUCUACGUCCUAAGCCUGGCUGCCGCCGACUUCACCUUCCUCCUCUCCAUCGCCGUCGCCCUUGUGAUAUUUUACGGCCCGGAGAACCUGUGUCACAGGCUGGGCUCAUGACACGUGACGACCGUGUUGAACAUCAUCAUCCUCUUCGCUUUCACCGCCAGCGUCUACCUCCUGGCAGCCCUCAGCGCCGCGGCGUCUCUCUCCGUUCUCCUGCCAUCCCGCUGUCCCUGCCGCCGCUCCCCGAGUUCCCCGGUGCUCGUGUGUGCCCUUCUCUGGGCCCUCUCCUUCCUCCUCAUCCUGACCCUCUACUUCAUCCCCGCGGCACUCACCGUCUUCCUCCUGAGCUACGUCUUGUCGGUGCUCACCCUCUUUUUUUCCGGUCUAGCCCUGCUCGCCAGGGUCUUGUGCUGCUUGUGGCAACACCCCCCGAGGCAGCUCUGCGUGGUCGUCCUGCUACCUAUCAUCUUCUUCCCUUUCCUCACGGUUCAUUUUGGUUACUGGCUCUUGCUAAGACUGUUUGAUUUUUCCAUUUUUGUCUUUGACAACUCCCUGCCGCUCGCCUGCGCGAACAGCGGCAUCAACCCUCUGAUUUAUUUCUUGGCUGGGAGCUGCGCGAAGAAGUUCACGCUCUCCCUCAGGGUUGCUUUCCAGAGGGCUUUUGAAGAUGUAACAGAGCCUCAAAACAGAGGUGAAACUCCCAGAGAAAACACAGUGGAAACAGCUGUUUAA